Molecule: messenger RNA, 1052 nt
Organism: Ooceraea biroi (clonal raider ant)
Lineage: Eukaryota; Metazoa; Arthropoda; Insecta; Hymenoptera; Formicidae
Source: RefSeq, a predicted model, not a curated record
UAAUUUACGAACAAGUUCUUAUAACAGUUAUUGCAUUUUCAGGUUUCUCGCGAUUGGAAACUCUUUUAAAAGCCUAGGAUUCAGUUAUCGUUUGGGAUUCAGCACAGUAGGAGAGAUAGUUAAAAGUGUUUGUGACGCAAUAUGGAAAAGAUUAGCUCCUAUUUUUAUGCCAGAGCCCACUGAAAACAUUUGGAAAGUUUCGGCAGAAAAAUUUAGGGAUCUUUGGCAGUUUCCAAACUGUGUAGCAGCAAUUGAUGGCAAAUAUAUCGCUCUUCAGUGCCCAAUUGGAGGGGGAUCAAAAUAUUUUAAUUAUAAAGGUUUUCAUUCAGAAGUUCUCCUCGCACUAAUUGAUACUGAAUACAGAUUUAUUGCUAUAGAUGUAAGCGCAUAUGGUAAAAACAGUGAUAGCAAUGUAUUUUCAACAUCUGUAAUUGGGAAGAAACUAGAAGACAAAACACUGAAUAUUCCACGAGACACACCUUUGGUUGAAAAUUAUACUCCGAUGCCAUAUGUAAUCGUUGGAGACGAGGCUUUUCCCCUUAAAACAUAUUUACUUCGACCAUACAGUAGACAUCACCUCGCAGGAGACGAAGAAAAAAAAAUAAUUAUCGAUUAUCACGGGCUCGAAGGGUUGUUGAGAAUGCAUUUGGCAUUUUUGCUUCACAGUGGAGAAUCUUUCGUCGACCUCUGGAGGUACAACCAUAAAUUGCUGAUAAGAUAGUAUUGGCUGCUUGUUGUCUACACAAUAUGCUUUGUAAAAAACGUAAACCUCCCGAUGAAAUUGAGCAACUACGUCCGAGAAAUUCUGCUAUGCGAAAUUUGCAACAACUUAGAAGAAAUGCUCCACGAGAAGCAACAGAUGUUCGAGAUUAUUUUAAAAAUUAUUUUUAUUCAUCUAUUGGUUCAGUACCAUGGCAACUGCCUAUGAUCCGACGAGGACAACACGCAAAAUGAAAAUCAUAUCGAAGCUAAUAAUCUGUGUUAACCUAACUAACCUAUUAUUUAUUACUAACUGGCGCUUGUUCCUCGCGCGCUUCGCGCGCUCGGUAUAU